CCCUGCUGCUACCCCUCAGCCAGCCAGCCCGGCACCCCAGCCAUGGAGGACUUGGGUGACUCCGCCUCCCCCUUAUCCCCUCUUGGACCACGUAUUGUGGUCUUUGAUGCUCUCUUGUCCGACCUGGAGUCUACAACAUCCCACAUCCCCCGGGCUGGGGCUCUUAGGGACCAGCCCCAAGAAGCCACCACUGCUCCUCCUCCCUAUACCCAGCCACAGCAGAAGAUGGCCAGAGAAACCUCUGAGGCCUCAGGAGACAAAGACCAUCUAUACAGCACGGUGUGUAAGCCUCGUUCCCCCAAACCAGCAGCACCCCCAUUCUCCUCCAGUGGUGUCCUUGGUGCGGGGCUUUGUGAGCUGGACCGUCUACUGCAGGAGCUUAAUGCCACCCAAUUCAAUAUCACGGAUGAAAUCAUGUCUCAGUUCCCAUCCAGCAAGGCAGCUGAUGGGGAGCGAAAGGAAGAGCAAUCUGAGGAAAAGAAAAGGCCCAGCACCCCCCCAAGCCCGACGCCACAACUGUCAAAACCUUCAGCCACCUCAGCUACCCUGGAAUUGGACAAGCUGAUGGCUUCUCUUUCUGAUUUCCGUGUCCAGAACCAUCUUCCUGCUUCUGGGCCUACCCCGAAGCCAGAGCUGAGCUCAGUGAGUGAUACCUCACCACCGCCCACCUCAGGGUCCACCACUGAGGGAAGCCUGGACACCAUGCUGGGGUUGCUGCAGUCAGACCUCAGUCGACAGGGAGUCCCCACCCAGGCCAAGGGCCUUUGUGGUUCCUGCAAUAAACCCAUUGCCGGGCAGGUGGUGACAGCUCUAGGCCGGACCUGGCACCCAGAGCACUUUUUAUGCGGAGGGUGCUCCGUGGCUCUGGGAGGCAGCAGCUUCUUUGAAAAGGACGGUGCCCCUUACUGCCCCGAAUGCUACUUCGAGCGCUUCUCCCCUCGAUGUGGUCUCUGCAAUCAGCCCAUUCGCCACAAGAUGGUCACCGCCCUGGACACCCAUUGGCAUCCUGAACAUUUCUGCUGCGUCAGCUGCGGAGAGCCCUUCGGAGAAGAGGGGUUCCACGAGCGGGAGGGCCGCCCCUAUUGCCGCCGGGAUUUUCUGCAGCUGUUCGCCCCACGCUGCCAAGGUUGCCAGGGUCCUAUCCUGGAGAACUACAUCUCGGCGCUGAGUGCGCUCUGGCAUCCGGACUGCUUCGUGUGCAGGGAGUGCUUUACUCCCUUCUCCGGAGGCAGCUUCUUCGAGCACGAAGGGCGCCCGCUCUGCGAGAGCCAUUUCCACGCUCGGCGCGGCUCUCUCUGCGCCACCUGCGGGCUCCCGGUCACCGGUCGCUGCGUUUCCGCGCUGGGGCGCCGCUUCCACCCCGAUCACUUCACCUGCACCUUCUGCCUGCGCCCGCUCACCAAGGGCUCCUUCCAGGAGCGCGCGGACAAGCCUUACUGCCAGCCCUGCUUCAUCAAGCUCUUCGGAUGAGCCCGCACCCACGAGGAGGUCCCGCCGCAGGGACGGAACCCUAAUCCAAAUAAGGCCUCACCCCUUAAAAAGAGCCCGGUACGAGGAGAGGCCGCACAGCUGGGGGAGGCCACUCCUCUCCCACAAAACCUGGUUCCUGAUUAGACUCCGUCCCCAGUGAGACCUCACCUGGGAACCAGACCCCAGUGCAAAGAAGGGUCCUUUCCCUCCCCCAGAGUCUGACUCUAGACUAGAACGUAUCCCCAGCGCCCUUCGCCUUUUUUUUUUAAUUUUUUUUUUUUAGUGAGGCAAUUGGGGUUAAGUGACUUGCCCAGGGUCACACAGCUAGUAAGUGUUAAGUGUCUGAGGUCAGAUUUGAACUCAGGUACUCCUGACUCCAUGGCUGGUGCUCUAUCCACUGCGCCACCUAGCUGCCCCGCCCUUCGCCUUUUAAUUAGAGCCCAGUACCAUCAGACUCCCACCCUUAGACAGGUCCGAUCCUUCCUCUGGUUCAAGAAUGGACCACGUGUCCAAGUCCACACCUAUCAUAUAAUGGGACGACCUCAAGAGAGAUGUUCUCCCUCCUCCCAAAAAACAAGGCUUCCUGGAAAGUCCCUUUCCAGAAGCAGCCUAAUUCUUCCUGAAGCUCCAUCCCUCUGGGGAAUGUAGAGAGGCAAAAGAGGGCAUAACGAAUUUGUGCCUCCCCACAUGGGAAGGGAUGGUGGGAAGAAGUGAAGUCUUAACCUAGCCUUGUAAUGGGUUGGCCCAGGUCACCUACGCACAGCAAUAGACUUUAAGGGGAUAUUCAACUUAGUAGGGGGCUCUUGUCUAGGUUUCCCCAAAUGUGGGUAAUAGAAUCCCUUGCUGGGUUUUAAAGCACUUGCAUUUUACCGAGAAAGGAAAGAGCUUAUGGGAAUGGGACCAGGUCCAAGAAAAUUGAGGAUCCAGGUUCUGCUUUAGGGUGCUUUCUGAGCACUCUGGGUGUCCUUCACUGCUGUCCUCACUUAUCUCUAUAUAAACACACAUUUCACGAAUUUGGCUUCCUGUGUUUGUGAUUUAG
Molecule: messenger RNA, 2509 nt
Organism: Dromiciops gliroides (monito del monte)
Lineage: Eukaryota; Metazoa; Chordata; Mammalia; Microbiotheria; Microbiotheriidae
Gene: TGFB1I1
Product: transforming growth factor beta 1 induced transcript 1
Exons: 12
Coding region: 43-1470 (475 amino acids)
Source: RefSeq, a predicted model, not a curated record